This is a messenger RNA of Candidozyma auris, 732 nucleotides long. RefSeq names its product PaaI family thioesterase. The transcript has a single exon. Lineage: Eukaryota; Fungi; Ascomycota; Pichiomycetes; Serinales; Metschnikowiaceae. The record is from RefSeq and is a predicted model, not a curated record. Bases 1 to 732 code for a protein of 243 amino acids.
AUGACUCAAGGCGAAAUCAGAAAAAGCCACCCCAAAAGAAGCCUGGGUCUUGUGGCAGACGAAAAGUACGCCCAGGUUUUGUAUAGUCACAAAAUUUACCAGUACUACGAGUCGCUCAGCGAGAAUCACGCUCAGUUGAACCCCAAGUGUGGUGAAAUCGACGAAUCCAUUUGGCCCACCUUGACUGGUGAAACACUUAUAGGCCCAGAAAAGGUCGGGCUCCGCUCUGCAUCGUUCUAUACUAUUGAUGAUAAGUUUUUGACCUCCUUUGAAGAUAUUGAAGAGCUUCAGGAGGGAGAGAACAAUUGUGGCUAUACGUUUUUCCACUUGGGGCUGAAGAUCACCGGACACCCGAAGAUCGUACACGGGGGGCUCUUGGCUACGUUGUUGGACGAAUUGACGUGCCGCGUCGCCUUCCAGAACUUCCAUUCAAAGAAGGGCGUCACGGCCAACUUGAACGUCAAGUACUUGAAGCCCUGUUUCGCCAAUAGUUAUGUCAUGAUCAAAUGUACCCUUGUGAACAAAAAAGGCCGCAAGUGCAUAACCAAGGGCCAAGUCUACAAGGUUGAUCUUGAUGAGGACUUUGAGGGUAGUGUACCAGAGUUUGUGGAGAGAAAGGAGAAUUUGUUGACGGAGGCAGAGGUUCUCAUGAUAGAGCCCAAGUGGGUGGAGGAGCUUCACAAUCAGGCGAAAGAAGCACACCAGGCUCAGCUGGCACAGCCAGCCGCUUAG